Molecule: messenger RNA, 1114 nt
Organism: Poeciliopsis prolifica (blackstripe livebearer)
Lineage: Eukaryota; Metazoa; Chordata; Actinopteri; Cyprinodontiformes; Poeciliidae
Product: cyclin-dependent kinase 1-like
Biological process (GO): G2/M transition of mitotic cell cycle; protein phosphorylation; mitotic G2 DNA damage checkpoint signaling
Cellular component (GO): nucleus
Molecular function (GO): ATP binding; RNA polymerase II CTD heptapeptide repeat kinase activity; cyclin-dependent protein serine/threonine kinase activity
Source: RefSeq, a predicted model, not a curated record
AUUCAAAAGGGUUUGUCAGCAUUCCAGUAGCGACGGUCGGUUAAUGAAGAAAGAGCUGCUCGACAAAACGCUACAAAACUAGGCAGUGAUGGAGGAUUAUGUGAAAAUAGAGAAGAUUGGAGAAGGGACCUAUGGGGUGGUGUAUAAGGGCAGACAUAAGUCCACAGGACAAGUUGUGGCUAUGAAGAAAAUCCGACUGGAGAGCGAGGAGGAGGGAGUUCCCAGCACCGCUGUCAGAGAGGUGUCUCUGCUGCAGGAGCUCAAACACCCCAACGUUGUACGACUCCUGGACGUCCUGAUGCAAGAGUCUCGUCUCUACCUCAUCUUUGAGUUCUUGUCCAUGGACCUGAAGAAGUAUCUGGACUCCAUCCCGUCUGGCCAGUACAUGGACCCCAUGCUGGUCAAGAGCUACCUUUACCAGAUCCUGGAGGGAAUCUACUUCUGCCACUGUCGCCGGGUUCUCCACCGGGACCUGAAACCCCAGAACCUCCUGAUCGACAACAAGGGCGUGAUCAAACUGGCGGACUUUGGCUUGGCCCGAGCCUUUGGCGUACCGGUCAGGGUCUACACCCAUGAGGUCGUGACCCUUUGGUAUCGGGCUCCAGAGGUCCUGCUGGGCUCCAGAUACUCCACCCCUGUGGACGUUUGGAGCACCGGAACCAUCUUCGCUGAGCUCGCCACCAAGAAGCCGCUUUUCCACGGAGACUCUGAGAUCGACCAGCUCUUCAGGAUCUUCAGAACGCUGGGAACUCCGAAUAACGAUGUUUGGCCUGAUGUGGAGAACCUGCCUGACUACAAAAGCACUUUCCCUAAAUGGAAGGGAGGAAACCUGUCGUCGAUGGUGAAGAACCUGGAUAAGAACGGCCUGGACCUGCUGGCGAAAAUGUUGAUCUACAAUCCACCAAAGAGGAUCUCUGCCCGGGAGGCUCUGAGCCAUCCGUACUUCGAUGACCUGGACAAAUCCACUCUGCCAGCUGCCAACAUCAACAUGUAGAAACACAUUAUUCUGUGAACUAAUAACCUGUAAAUACUUGUAUGUUUGUGUGGGAUUUGUUGCAGACCUAAAGUUUCUAAUAUCUUUUCAAUAAAAAUGCACCUUGUGUGAUUUUCUCCA